UGCUGACUGGCGGAUCUCAUCGGAAGUUGGUGCUAUUUCCACGGUGUGGUCAGUGGUGAAAAGUCAGUAGUCAUUAAAAUUGUAUAUUUUUCCUCCCUUUUGUGUGGUGUUACUAACGAUAAUAGAUAUGGUAACUAGAAACAUGGGUUUCUAUAAAGUGAUAUACUUAUAGCAUUUUUUGUGGUGGGUGUGUUUGUAGUCUGUAACACGGCCCCGAUUGUGCAGUGUGAACAUCAUGGCUUCGUCGAACAGGGGAAUCCAAAUAGGUUCAGCAUGGUUUCAACGCAAAAUGAAUCUGAGACCACAACAUAGAGGAGUGCAUUUAGUUACUGAAGAAAUUCUUAGGCAAAUGCCAGAAAUAUGUCAAUUUUCUGUCGGACUGUUUCAUGUACAGAUACUUCACACCUCAGCAAGUUUAGCACUAAAUGAAAGUUGGGACCCAGAUGUUAGGGAUGAUAUGGAGAUGAUGUUAAAUAAAAUAGUGCCUGAGGGUUUAAAUUAUAGACAUUCAUGUGAAGGUCCUGAUGAUAUGCCUGCACAUGUGAAGGCAUGUUUCUUAGGGUCAUCGUUGACCAUUCCUAUAACAGACGGAAAGCUCAACCUAGGAACAUGGCAAGGAAUCUGGCUGUGUGAACAUCGGGACCAGGCAGGUUCACGUAAGGUGGUAGUAACAAUCAACGGGUGUCUGCGGGACUCGUCGCGGUCACCUCUGAGUCCCGUGUCGCCCAUGGCCUCGACCAGCAGUUAAUGUCCAUCCUACCGUCACCGUCACAUCCCUCACUGUACAUACAGACAGCUCGGUUUGAAUCAAGUUUUUAAUAUAAGGUUAGAUAAUAGGAUCAUUGCCGAUAAGGGCGUACUCACUUUUGGAUAAUAUAAGUAUUUUAUAGCGAUGGAAAUAACAAAUUAUAUUUUAUGAAAUAACAGCUUUGCGCUUUGGCUUUACCCUGUUCAUCUAUUACCUGAGUGUAAAAAUGUUCAGCUGUGAGUAUAUGGAAAGUAUCGCACAAACUCUGAAUGAAAGUCCCUCAGUGAGUACCAAGACGAUUAAUUGUUAUAGUUGUUUUAAAUUGUAUCAUUUGUAAAUUGUAUUUAUUACUUGUUGCCUUUGUAUAUCAAGCGAAUAUGGUAAAUGGCUUUUGGAUUCCAAUAGUGCAUUAUUUCUAUAGACUGAUAUUCUUUUUAUUACUGUGCUUACAACAAAUUGUAGUUACCUGAAACAUUGAUAUUGAUUAUUUUCCUUUUAUAUUCUUAUUUUAAACCUCAUUUUAACUAUUUACAUUCCUGUGUUCUCUGACAAAUGUAGUGGAUUGCUGACAAUAAUUAUAUUUUUUGUAACUACUUGUAAAAUAAUGUAUGUAUGAUUGAUUGGUUUGUAAAUUGUAAAUAGGUAUGUAACAUGUUAUUAUUUUAUUUAGUUCUGUACUGUUGAUUUAUAACAGUUUGCUUUCACAACAGUUGCUGUAUUAAGCCAAUAUAGUUCUUUUCUACAGCCCUGGUAGUCGUAUAAAAGUGUUAAUAUUUCCUAAACUGUGGGCCAAAAAUAUUAGUUUUGGCAUAUAGCUAAAUAUUAAUAAUUUUACUUUCUCACUAAUACGUUGUAUGAAAAUAUAUAGUGUAUCAUUUUGUAUAAGAAAAUGUUUGAACUUAAGCGACAAAAAUUAAAUUUUUGCAAUUUUUAGUAAUGAUCUUGAGCAUGUUAAAUCGAUGGAAUUAUAUUCUAAGGCUGUCAAUAAAGUUGUUACCAAACUUC
Molecule: messenger RNA, 1753 nt
Organism: Homalodisca vitripennis (glassy-winged sharpshooter)
Lineage: Eukaryota; Metazoa; Arthropoda; Insecta; Hemiptera; Cicadellidae
Product: UPF0047 protein YjbQ
Exons: 6
Coding region: 236-748 (170 amino acids)
Source: RefSeq, a predicted model, not a curated record